Messenger RNA from Durusdinium trenchii, 607 nucleotides. The record is from the annotation of a GenBank genome assembly. Lineage: Eukaryota; Dinophyceae; Suessiales; Symbiodiniaceae.
GCUCACCGGGCUAGUGAUAGUUGGGAUUUGGUACUGUAUACACAUUGGCGCAGUCCUUGCAAAGCUCAGCAGCCAUGCAGAAGAGCCAGAGCGAAGGCAGCUUGGCAUUCCUCAAGGAUUCCAAGGUGGGCUCAGCUGCUGGCUUCAUGCUGGUGAGCGGGGGUAUUAUGGCCCUACCGCAUGGAAAGAAAAGUAAGGGCCUCGUGGAUUUCUCCAAACGCUUCAGUGCCAUAUCUGAAUACCAGGACUGCUUUCGAGAGAUUCCACAUUGCUAUGCGUCAAUGGACAGGAAACCUCUCACACCAUACCAUCCCAACGCGCCACGCUCGCGCUUGGCGCUGGAAGAUGCACCUGUCCCACUUAAGAAUGCCUCAACAAUCCAAUUCCUGGAUAGAUUCUGUGUCCACAAUCGGCGCUUCGUGUCCACGCACAAGAACUACUACACUGGCGAGAGACCAGAUAUGAGAAGUAAUCCUGGUAUGAUUGCGGACAGCACGAGGCUGAAGCGAAUGCUGAUGGAGAAGUGAGCAGGGUCCGAACAAACAGCCCGUUUCCUCAAUCGAAGUCGGAUGGGAACGAAAUAAUCGACUCCCGCGUGUUAGCCAGC